This is a messenger RNA of Nematolebias whitei (Rio pearlfish), 1984 nucleotides long. It is a transcript of the gene polr3c, whose product is annotated as polymerase (RNA) III (DNA directed) polypeptide C. Bases 101 to 1735 code for a protein of 544 amino acids. NCBI's taxonomy places the organism in Eukaryota, Metazoa, Chordata, Actinopteri, Cyprinodontiformes, Rivulidae. Gene Ontology annotation, biological process: DNA-templated transcription. Gene Ontology annotation, molecular function: single-stranded DNA binding. Gene Ontology annotation, cellular component: RNA polymerase III complex. The record is from RefSeq and is a predicted model, not a curated record. The transcript is spliced from 13 exons.
GUCCGUGUUGUCACCGCGGAGCCGCAUGUGUUAAAUCUCCUGCUUGUGAGAUAUUCAGAGGCAAAAGCUGCGUUUGUUCAGAAACCAGACUGUUGGAAAGAUGACAGCGCAGGAGAUCCGUCUGUGCGGUCUCCUGCUACGGGAGCAUUUUGGAGACGUGGUGGAGAAGGUGGGAAAGCAGCUGCUCCGGGGUGGAGCACAGAACCUACGCAGCGUUGUUCAUGAAACUGGCCUGUCGUUGGACCUGGUAAAGAAGACGUUGUGCGUGCUCGUGCAGCACGGCGCUUGUUCCUUCGCCUCUGGUCGUAAAGGACCCGGCAGCCCCACAGAGUACUGGGCCCACUGUGAUCGGAUUCUGAGAAUCCUGCGCUACCCGCGUUACAUAUACACCGCCAAAACCCUGUACGGUGACACCGGAGAGCUUCUCAUCGAGGAGCUACUGCAGAGGGGCCACAUGAUGAUGAGUGGCACGGUGAAGACCGUGGCAGACCGUCUCACGCAGAACAUGGAAGAGGGCCACAGUGUGGAAUACAGCGAGGUGUCCUCCACGUUUUCCAAACUGGUGGAGACGCAUUUUCUUCAGCGCUGCCCUCCGCCGGCGAGAGCCGCAGCGACAGACAGCAGCUCACAAGCUGCGACUCAUGGCUCUCCUGCACCACCCUCCAGCACCACCGUGCCGACCCCCGAGAGCUUCCCCGACUGCUAUAGGGUGCCUCAGGUGACGCUCAUCGGACGAGGCAAACGGCAGCUCGCCCCCGAGGACGGAGAGGAGCAAAGCAGCGCGAAAAGAGCCAGGAUGGAUCCAGAGACGUUUGGUGACGAGGGGAUUUACUGGCAAGUAAAUUUUGAGCGGUUCCAUCAGCACUUCAGAGACCAGGCGAUCAUCAGUGCUGUGGCCAACAAACUGGAUCAGACGAGCAGUGAGAUCGUGAGGACCAUCCUGAGGAUGAGCGAGGUGACAACUUCCUCCUCAGCCACCUGCACAAAGCCGCUCUCAGCCAAUGAGAUCUUCAGGUCCCUUCCUGCCGGCUACAACAUCUCCAGACCGAUCUUGGACCAGUACCUGACUCUGCUUGUGGACGACCCGAUGGAGUUUGUGGGGAAGGCUGGUGAAAGCGGAGGUGGGAUGUACGUCGUCAAUCUUCACAGAGCGCUGGCCAACCUGGCACGAGCCACGCUCGAGUCCAUCGUUCAGGAGAGGUUCGGCUCGCGAUCGGCUCGGAUCUUCCGCCUGUUGCUGCGGAAACGACACCUGGAGCAGAAGCAAGUGGAGGAUUUCGCCAUGAUUCCAGCCAAGGAAGCUAAAGACAUGCUGUACACGCUGCUCUCACAGAACCUGGUCCAGCUGCAGGAAAUCCCCAAAACCCCAGACUUUGCUCCGUCCCGCACCUUUUACCUUUACACCGUCAACCAGCUCCCAACAGCCCGGAUGCUGCUGCAGAACUGUUACAAGACGGUGGCCAACCUCAUCGAGCGACGCCUGUUUGAGUCCAAAGAAAGCAAGCGCCUUCUUGAAAAGUCCCAGCGAAUCGAAGCCAUCCUGGCGUCUCUGCAGGCGAGCGGGGCAGAACCCGAACAGCUGACCGAGGUGGAGGAGAUGAUCACGGCCGCUGAGAAGCAACAGCUGGAAGUCUUGAGGCUUCAUGUGAACAAGUUGGAUUCAGCAGAGAACCAAGUAGAUGAAACCAUCUUUCGUCUGGAGUCCUACAUCAGCUCCACUGCAGCUCCGAGCUGAGUCAGACUUUGGAGCAUUUCAAGUCGCUCAAAACUUUCUUCCAAAUAAAGUUUAUUUUAUUUUACUUUGAGCGUGAUUUCGGACUAUUUCAGACUUCAGAGCAGGAGCGGACUCCGAUCUGAAUAGGUAGGUUUGGACAUUGAAUAAACGGAGUGAAAACGUUUAUUUUCAACUGUUUUAAUUCAGUUUAAAGAACAAAAACUCUGGCGAGACCGUCUAAAAUAUAAAACCAUGGAAAAAGUCUGCAAG